AUGCGUUACAUAUUUUAUGUGCUGUGGAUGUGUCUCGCGGCGUUAAGUGUUUUCGCAGCAGAAGUUGCACAGCUGGAGGCAGCAAGUAAAGCAGAAGAAUUGCUUUCCGUGGACGCAGGAGUCCAACACAGCGAGGAAAACGCGCGCUCUGUGCGGCAGUUCGGUGGUGGAUUCGGAGGCCCAGGCUUCUUUGGUCCAGGUGGUGGGUUCGGUGGGCCAGGUGGCUUUGGGCCAGGAGGCUUUGGCCCAGGUGGUGGAUUCGGAGGAGGUGGCUUUGGGCCAGGGGGCUUUGGACCAGGGGGAUUUGGACCAGGGGGCUUUGGACCAGGUGAAACCGCGUUUCGAGAAUAUCUAUCACUAUCUGAGGGUGAAGUGAGCAGCAUUUUAAUGGUCUAUCACAAAUUCGUUUUGGCCAACGGUUCCAAGGCGAAGCAUAUGACAAAGAAACAGUUCUUCCACCUUUUCCUGGUUUUGUUCAAAAUCUCCGAUUUGCAAAUAAUCGAACGCAUACUCUUACACAUAACUUUGGAUAUGAAAAGAGAGGAAGACGCUGUUGCUUGGGUGCACCUCUUCUCCGUCUUUAUGACCAACAAAUUAGAUCAGAAGAUCAAAUUCACUUUUCAAAUUUACAAUAUCCAUGGCAACGGGUUUUUGAAUCGUGAAAUUGUGCAACAUGCUGUCGAAAAGUUUUUCGUAGGGGAAGACGAGGACGAAGUGAACGAGCUGCGUUCGGAUAUGGUGGAUUUGUUGUUCAAGAAAUUCAAUGUCGACAAGGAUGGUGUGAUAUCGUUUGAUGACUAUUCGGAGGUUGUCAUGAAACAACCGAUGUUGCUCGAGUUUCUAGGACAAUGCUUUCCGUCCAUAAUUGGCACAACAGUAAUUGCUCUCUGUGCGAACAUAAUGUCCAAAGUAAACAUUGAUAAACCGUGUUCAUAA
Messenger RNA from Bactrocera tryoni, 936 nucleotides. Its product is annotated as calcineurin B-like protein 9. Gene Ontology annotation, molecular function: calcium ion binding. NCBI's taxonomy places the organism in Eukaryota, Metazoa, Arthropoda, Insecta, Diptera, Tephritidae. The record is from RefSeq and is a predicted model, not a curated record.